GGGCGGAGCUGAAGCUUCGUAGCGUCGCUCGGCGUCCAUGGCAGCGUUUUCAGUCGCCGGAAAGAUGAGCACUUCCGCCUUCUCGUCUUCCUUCCGUCGAGGAACCGGCGGGGCUUAGGCCGCGCUCUGCCAGGCCAGGCUUUAGAUUGGGUGCCAUGCGGCGGCUCUGGCCGCCGCCGCCGCCACCACUGACGCUUUUGCUGGCGCUGCUUUGGGCGGCCGCGCUGUGCGGAGGAGGAGCGGCGCCUUCCCCGCUUCCCACCACGAAACUCCCUUCCGCGUUGCCGGAUCCCCCUCUGCCAGCGCUAGGAGUUGGCCCCGACAAUGCGCCCUCGGGCCCGCGGAGCGGCGGCUCUUCUGUCGGCGAGGAAGCGCGGAGCGGCGUCGGCGGCGUGAACGUGAACGGCAGCAUGGCCGCCGCGCCCCCCCGCUCGGAGGUCAACCAGCCCAUGACCCAGCGCGCCCUUUCGGUGCUGGUCCUGGCCAGCGCUGCCCUCAUCGUUUACUUCGUCAUCCGGACCGUCCGACUUAGACGAAGAAACAGGAAGACACGGAAAUACGGUGUUCUGGACACAAACAUAGAAAACACAGAGCUGACACCUUUAGAGCAAGACGAUGAUGAUGAUGAUAACACAUUGUUUGAUGCUAAUCAUCCUCGAAGAUAAGUAUGUGCCUUGUGGGAAAAUAUUUCAAUUGUGGAGCAACAAAAGAAGGCUGGAAGGAACGUGAAGUCAAUAUCAGAGUUGAGGAUAUGAAAUGUAUUAUGACAUCCUUAGUUUGUUGCAAUAAAUACUAAUAUUUUACUGUACCUUUUGUAUAUACAGAAAUACUGUAAGGUCAAAGCCUAUGGAAAUAGCUCACUAAAUUUCUAAUCUAUUUUCAACAGGGUAUUUUCUGCUUAUAUUAAUUUGUGAUCUUUUUUUAAAAAAAUUCUUUUGUGGGCCAACUUUUUUUUAUGUAAACUGUGGUAAUUUAUUUGUUUGAAUUCCUUGCAGCUAGCCAAAUCUAACCAUGUGUCAGAAGGAUGUAUGUUCUUAGUAAAUUAGAUGUAUACUGAAGCUCUGUAUGAAUGAUGUAAAUAAAUGUUUACAGUAUUCCUAACAUU
Messenger RNA from Pantherophis guttatus, 1105 nucleotides. RefSeq names its product family with sequence similarity 174 member A (gene FAM174A). NCBI's taxonomy places the organism in Eukaryota, Metazoa, Chordata, Lepidosauria, Squamata, Colubridae. The record is from RefSeq and is a predicted model, not a curated record.